GAUAAAAUAACAAUGUCAUUACAUGAAAGAUUUAGUCAAUCACAAGAAAUACUAAAAGAUUUGGCAAUAUUAAAUCCUGAUCGUUUAAUGGCGAAAGAUUCACAAAAUCUGCCCAGUGAUUGUUUUCAACACAUUUCACUGUGGCUUGAAAACAUCAAUACUGACCAACUCAGGACAGAAUAUAUUCAAUUUAAAAAUAAUAUUUAUGAACUUAUAAAUGGAUUAGAAUUACCUACUGAGAUUCAUGACGACACUAGCAAAGUACAAAAUACUGAGAUUGAUGAGAAUGAUGAUUGUUCAAGUAAUGACGGAAAUUUGAAUAUCAUGGAUGAAAAUAUUGAUUUGAAUAAAAAUGUAACUAUUAAAACUAUAAUUCAAUUAUUGACUAAGUAUGGACUUGACUCAGCCUUUCCUAAUUUGCACGUUGCGUAUAGAGCUCUGGCAACAAUUCCAGCAUCAUCUGCAUCAGCUGAAAGAUCUUUUUCAAAGGUGAAAUUGAUUAAAACAAGACUAAGAUCAACAAUGGGGCAAGGUAGAUUAGAAAGUCUCUUACUUCUGAGUUGCGAAAGAGAUAUUCCAAUAGAUAUAAAUAUUGUUAUUGAUAUAUUUUCACAGUCUUCAGAUCUCUUAAAAAAUGCAUUAACUUUUAAAUAAUACUACAUUUGAAGUUUGUCAUAAAAAAUGUCUGUUAUUGUCAUUGUUA
Messenger RNA from Myzus persicae (green peach aphid), 703 nucleotides. RefSeq lists its product as uncharacterized. The transcript is spliced from 2 exons. The record is from RefSeq and is a predicted model, not a curated record. Lineage: Eukaryota; Metazoa; Arthropoda; Insecta; Hemiptera; Aphididae. Gene Ontology annotation, molecular function: protein dimerization activity. Bases 13 to 654 code for a protein of 213 amino acids.